UUGUACAAGCUUAAUUAGUUGUGAAAUUCUGAGGUCAGUAGCAUAACCCACAAACAUAUACUUAAUAACUAAUAUUAGAUUAAGUUGCUUGUCUUCUUUGUUGUGUGAAAUGGUGCCUAAUGAUAUACUUUGGAGAUAAGCAUGCAAAGGAAGCUGCAUGGAAUGGGAGUUUUGGUUGGGAAGGCAUAGGGUUCCAUCGUCUUCUGCGUAAUAAAUAAAUAAACUCGCGUGUAAUGCUAAUCCCCAACAUGCAUGUCUUCUGCCUCCAGUUUUUCACAUAGUCACUCAAAAGUUGCCAGCUUCGUCUGAUCUGGUUGGCGUCCCCAGUACCCACCUCUCCCACUUGUUUCAAUGGUUUAUUAUACUUCUUACACCUGCUACAGUGAAUUCCGGUGGAGCAUGAGUGGCCCACAAAGAUGUUCACAAGUAGAAAUCCCAAUUCUUCGUCGUCUUCCCCAGAUUUUAUUCAUUUAUUCUGGUUUCAUACGCUCCUUCCCUGUCUGCUUCUCAUAUAUCCUAGUUUUGACACCUGUCCAGUCAGGAAACAAAGACUUUGCCAGCUUUAUUCUACUGCUCUUGAGCAAGUUGCUUUGCCUGCCAGCUAUCCCUUUAUCCAACCGUUUAGAACUACUUCAAGCGCUCCGACUUACGUAUAUAAAGGAUCGUCAAGCGCAAGUUCUAACAUCAUACAACUUCAUUCCUCUCAACUGCUUUUCAGCUCUCUGUCUUCGUUAAGGAAAGGAAGAUGCCAUCCUCUUCUAGGCUUUCCUCGAUACUUUUGCUUUUUCUGUUUGUAUUUACUCUACUAACAGCCUCGGAAGGAAACUUCUAUGAAAACUUCGACGUUACAUGGGGCGGCAAUCAACGUGCUAAGAUACUCAAUGGAGGCCAACUUCUGACACUUUCUCUGGACAAGGCUUCUGGCUCCGGCUUCAGGUCCAAGCAUGAAUACCUCUUUGGAAGAAUUGACAUGCAAAUCAAGCUAAUACCUGGCAACUCAGCUGGCACUGUCACUACAUACUAUUUGUCUUCUGAAGGGCCAACCCAUGAUGAGAUCGACCUCGAAUUUUUGGGCAACUUAUCUGGAGAUCCUUACAUACUCCAUACCAAUGUGUAUAGCCAGGGAAAGGGUAACAGAGAACAACAA
Theobroma umbraticum is the source of this 1147-nucleotide messenger RNA. NCBI's taxonomy places the organism in Eukaryota, Viridiplantae, Streptophyta, Magnoliopsida, Malvales, Malvaceae. The record is from RefSeq and is a predicted model, not a curated record.